Molecule: messenger RNA, 1739 nt
Organism: Suncus etruscus (white-toothed pygmy shrew)
Lineage: Eukaryota; Metazoa; Chordata; Mammalia; Eulipotyphla; Soricidae
Gene: PAOX
Product: polyamine oxidase
Exons: 7
Coding region: 75-1610 (511 amino acids)
Molecular function (GO): polyamine oxidase activity
Source: RefSeq, a predicted model, not a curated record
AUCCCGGCCCGGACUUUCGCACUGGGCGCGGCGGGAACUCCUGGACAAAGUUGGGGACCGGCCUGGGCAGCGCGAUGUCAGCGAGUGGCGCGGCCGCGGAGACCCCGGGCUGCGGCCCGCGGGUGGUGGUGGUGGGCAGCGGCCUGGCGGGGCUGAGCGCGGCGCAGAGGCUCAGCGACCACCCGGUAGGCCCGCACCUGCGGGUCCUGGAGGCCACGGACCGAGCCGGGGGCCGCAUCCGCUCAGAGCGCAGCUUCGGUGGUGUGGUAGAGAUGGGUGCGCACUGGAUCCAUGGGCCUUCGAAGGGCAACCCCAUCUUCCAGCUAGCUGCUGAGUAUGGGCUGCUGGGGGAGAAGGAACUGUCGGAGGAGAACCAGCUGGUGGACACCGAGGGUCACUUGGAACUGCCAUCCGUGUCCUACACCAGCUCUGGGGGCAGGGUGAGCUUGGAGCUGGUGGCGGAAGUGGCUGAUUUAUUCUACAGUCUCCUAGACCAGACAAAGCAGUUCCUGCACUCGACCAACUCCCCGGUGCCCAGCGUAGGGGAGUUCCUCAGAAUGGAGCUCAGCCACCUGGUGACUGGCUGGACCCACAAUCCAGAGAUCAGGCGACUCAAGCUGGGCCUACUCAACUCCUUCUUCAACUUGGAGUGCUGUGUGAGCGGCACCCACAGCCUGGACUUGCUGGCCCUUGUACCCUUUGGGGAGUACACGACGCUGCCAGGGCUGGACUGCACCUUCCCAGGGGGCUACCAAGGCAUCACAGAUCGCAUACUGGCCUCUUUGCCCCCAGACACCGUGAUUUUCAACAAGCCGGUGAAGACUGUCCACUGGGGAGGCUCCUUUCCGGACCCUGAAUGCCCUGGGCAGCGUUUCCCUGUGCUGGUGGAGUGUGAGGAUGGGGACAGCUUUGCCGCACAUCAUGUCCUGGUCACCGUGCCCCUGGGUUUUCUGAAGGAACACCUGGACACCUUUUUUGAGCCACAGCUGCCCCAGGAGAAAUCGGAGGCCAUCAGGAAAAUGGGAUUUGGGACCAACAAUAAAAUCUUCUUGGACUUUGAGGAGCCUUUCUGGGAUCCUGACUGCGAGCACAUCCAGGUGGUGUGGGAAGACGCGUCGCCCCUGGAACCUGCCUCAGAGCUGGAGCUGAAGGACUCCUGGGUCAGGAAGCUCUCAGACUUCGUGGUCCUGCCGCCUUUCAAGUCUGCCCAUGUCCUCUGUGGUUUCAUUGCUGGGCUCGAGUCUGAGUUCAUGGAGACGCUGUCGGAUGAGGAGGUGCUGCAGGCUCUGAUUCGGGUGUUGCGACGGGUAACAGGAAACCCUCUGCUGCCUGCACCCAGGGGUGUGCUGAGGUCUUGCUGGCACAGUGCGCCAUACACCCGGGGUUCCUACAGCUAUGUGGCUGUGGAUAGCACUGGGGACGACAUUGACCUGCUGGCCCAGCCUCUGCUUGUGGAUGGCAAAGACCCCCAGGUGCUGUUUGCAGGAGAAGCCACACAUCGCACUUUCUACUCCACCACCCAUGGUGCGCUGCUGUCUGGCUGGAGAGAAGCUGAGCGACUCCUAGGGCACUGGGGUCCCAGGACAGAGCAGAGACCCCUGAGGAGCUGAGCCCUCCCUGACUCUGUUCUUCCUGUGGAGGCCGACCUUACUCUCCUUACAUGCUCCCAUUCAGGGGAUUGUGCUGUUCAAGGGAACCCCUCUGUGAUGUACUCAUAAAGUGUUCCCACCUGCCCCUGA